Molecule: messenger RNA, 2958 nt
Organism: Colletotrichum siamense
Lineage: Eukaryota; Fungi; Ascomycota; Sordariomycetes; Glomerellales; Glomerellaceae
Gene: sin4
Product: Mediator of RNA polymerase II transcription subunit 16
Exons: 8
Coding region: 1-2958 (985 amino acids)
Biological process (GO): positive regulation of DNA-templated transcription
Cellular component (GO): mediator complex
Source: RefSeq, a predicted model, not a curated record
AUGCCUCUUAUGCUGGACAAUGCCAUGAACGGUGGUCCCAUGCAAGUUGAUCAGCUCGACGUCGAUGACCUGUUCGGCGACGGGGUCGGCGUCGGCGUCGGCGUAGGAGUUGGCGUUGGCGUUGGCCUGUCUCUCCAAACCGCCCGCCCCCCCUCCAAGCAGCUGCGCCAGAGGAUAGAUGAACUGCGAACUCGUGGCUGUUGCCAGGGAGUAGCCUGGUCGAGAUCUGGCGCCAUCGCCUCCGUCUCUCCAGAUGGCAGGUCGCUGGAAACCAGGUUUCUGCGUUCUCACCCCGACAAUGGCGAAUGGGGCCUCAGCGAGCCUACAAAGGUUGAACUCGUCAGCACGAAUCCAUCGAGCCCUAUUGUUCAUCUUGCUUGGGCAUCGACCGCGAGCCCCGAGCUGGCUGUCAUCGACGCAACAGGGCGGGUUUCAAUACUGACCUACUCCAUCAACCUAAACCGACCCUUUGCCACUCGGAAAUGGGACCACGAGCCAUGCGACGACCUUCACGCUGUCGUUGGUUGUUACUGGCUUGCCUUGGCCCCUCAAAGCAAGCAGUACUACGUGUGUCAUGGACCAGCCGUCAAGGAUGGAAAUCAGUAUCGAUACGAGAGCUCUUUCGUCCAUGCGUAUGGCCCUUGGCACCCCAAUCAGUCAAAAAGUGCUUUGCUGUGCGUCACAGCAAACGGUAAUUUGAAGAUGUUCUGGGCCCAGAACAACAACAAGAUUGAAGAGACAACCUUGGAGCUCGAGAGCAUCAACUCAUCUGACGACUUGAUCACACAUGCUGCCCUUCACAGCGACAAGAGCUCAUUGUGGGUGGUUCUGGCUACUGCAUCCAAGCAACUGAAAGUUGUGAGGGUGGGCAUACACUGGGGUCUACCGCAGUCACAAUCAGACAACAAGCCACCCCCAGGGAGCCAGCCGCUGAACCCGACAAUGCAAGAAAAGCACGUCGCCAUCUCCAGCUGGUUGCCUGGCGGAUCAAGUACGUCGCCGAUUGACUCCGCCAUGACACAGUUAACACACCUGGAGAUCUUGCCAUCGACUAUGGAUUUGACUGGCCAGGGAUGGGCUCCUCUCGUCAUUCUCGCUGUCCGCACUUACUUGCCAACCCCGAAUACCCCGUACCAAGAAACACAGAGCAUCAUUGACAAAUGGGAGGUCAUCAACGACCAACCCCAAAGUCUGCAUCCUGCCUUUGAGCAGCUGGGAAACCGGAGAAAUAGCACGGGCUCGGCGCCCACACCCAAGCCCACAUCUCGCCUCAAGAAAUACGACCCCGUGGUAAUUAACAAAGCAAUCAUCGGUGUCCAUAGUCUACAAUACGGCAGAGUCGUCUGUCUGGCGUUUAGUGACGGCUCUGUGGAGUACCGCGACCGCUUCACAUUACAGGAAAUCUACAACGAAAUGAACCUGGAGCGCAUCAUGUCUCUCCACCAAGUCGGCUUCACUUUUCAGGAUGAUUCCCCUUGUCUACAAGCAGCCCUGUCCCCAACCAACUGUUCCCUGGUCAAGAUACAGGACGACGGGAAAGUGAAAUGGACAAGAUUGCACUAUCCAUUGGGGGAUAUCGGAAACUCCAACCAAGAGGCCCAAUACUCCGCAGUUCUGGCGGGCCUGACAGUAGCUGCGUCAACAGCGACUUUCAACAGUAUCAACUACGACGAUAUCCUAGCCGUUGCAAGGCCAUAUGCAGAAAAGAAGCGCUUCACCUUCGACUGGAUGAACGAGAUUGUUCGCAUGCUCAAGAUUCCCGUGGAUUACUCUGAAGACACCCAUCACGAUAGUCUCGUCCGGAACAGCUCACUUCAAAUGUGUCUGAGCAUUCUCAAUCACUUGGGAUACAAGGGAAUGUUCCAGCCACGCUCCUUUGGCAGCAAAUUUGCGAUGCUAGCUCUCAACGCGCGCAAUGUCGUCAUCCUCAUCACAAUCGCCAGUAACACACCGGUCAACAUCCGCGAGAAGCUUAGCCCCUUGGACGAGCACGAAGUCGUCGAUGCCCUCUCGGGAUGCGCGAAGUGGUCUCUCGACCUGCUCUCGUGGCUCACUGAUUCUCUUUUCGCCCUUCUGGACGAUCCGCAGUUCCUCGCUCUCCUCACCCCGCAGCGUUUUUCAGAAAUGAGCGCCUACCUACAGUCCCGCUCUGACGUUUCGCUCCAUCUCCUCCUCUGCUCUUCUACACGUGGCUUCCUCUCUGCCGUUUGCCGCCGCAUACUUCACCUCGAGAUCCUCUCCAACAGAGCCAUCGAGUUCUACGAGCGUCGAGCUGCGAUUUCAAACGCCAACGACCCCAACGCCGCGACAUCCAAGAACCUCCACACGGUCCUUUACAAGGCAUACCAAAAGAUGCAGCGCGUUACAUCAAGUAGCCUCAUAAAAGUACAAGAGUUCGACCGCCUCCUCACCGUGCUCAAUAACGAUAUCCGCUCGGCCUAUCAGACGUCUCUCGCGGCAUUAGCGAACAAGAACCCCGCCGGCGCUCAGGGGAACCCAAAAGCCAUCGAGCAACAGAUCAAGGGCGCUCAGUUCCACUGCGAGCUCAACAUGCUUCUAGCCUCCUCUCCACCCCCAUCGUUCCUCCAAGUCCUUCUCAAGUUUUUCAACACAGACCUCAAGAACUACCGCGCACAGACCGACCCGUCCAAGCUCUUCUUUGCAGACUUUGACCUCCUCGAGAUUGACGACGACCGCCGCUCUCUGUCAGCCAGGAAGGCGCGGGGCCAGUACAUCGACGCAUUCAAGCGCGUCGAGCUGGUCGGUCCGCCGGUCAGAGGCGCCAAGGAGCUCGAGGAGGCGAAGACGCCGCAGUGGAGGCGUUGUGUACGGUGCGCUGCUAUUAUGGAAGAUGCCUCUGGCUCGAGACCCGGCUUCACGUUCGUCCUGGCGCAGCAGCGGAAGUGCUCCUGUGGUGGACACUGGGCAUUGCUCCCGCGAGGGGCUUUGAUUAGCUAA